Molecule: messenger RNA, 1009 nt
Organism: Poecilia latipinna (sailfin molly)
Lineage: Eukaryota; Metazoa; Chordata; Actinopteri; Cyprinodontiformes; Poeciliidae
Gene: sdsl
Product: serine dehydratase-like
Exons: 8
Biological process (GO): L-threonine catabolic process; L-serine catabolic process
Molecular function (GO): pyridoxal phosphate binding; L-serine ammonia-lyase activity; threonine deaminase activity
Source: RefSeq, a predicted model, not a curated record
GCGCGCAAGAGGAAGAACGUAAUAAUCUGCGGACUUGAGACGUCAUAAAAGCUCAGCCAUCCGCUCUGGGCUCACCUGUCAGUUGCACCUCAGCAGACUCAUCUUGCGCACCAUGCCGCAACAUUUCCACGUGAACACACCGCUGCUGGAGAGCGUCAGCAUGUCCAAGAUGGCGGGUACCGCCGUGUACCUGAAGAUGGAGAACUGCCAGCCCUCUGGCUCCUUUAAGAUCCGCGGCGUAGGACACCUCUGCCAGCAGCUCGCUAGCCGCUCCAAGGGAGUCGUGUGUUCUUCAGGUGGGAACGCUGGGAUGGCCGCAGCCUACGUGGCCCGGAAGAUGGGGCUGCCGGCGACCGUGGUGGUGCCGUCCUCCACCCCCCCGCUGGUGGUCCGCAGGCUGCAGGAGCAGGGCGCCGCCGUCAAGGUCGCCGGGAAGGUUUGGGACGACGCCAACGCUGAAGCUCUGAGGCUGGCGGAGACGGAGCAGCUGACCUUCGUUCCUCCGUUUGAUCACCCCCUGCUGUGGGAGGGUCACGCCUCGGUGGUGGCGGAGGCGGCAGCCGCCCUGGGCCCCGGGGCCCGGCCCGGCGCCGUGCUGCUGUCGGUGGGGGGCGGGGGCCUGCUGUGCGGCGUCGUCCGCGGCCUGAAGGACGCCGGCUGGGCGGACGUGCCAGUUAUCGCUAUGGAAACGGUGGGGGCCGACUGCUUCAACGCUGCCAUCAAAGCGGGGGAGCUGGUGACUCUGGAUGACAUCACCAGCGAGGCCAAGUGUCUGGGUGCGAAGACGGUCUGCCGCAGAGCCUUUGAGCUGAGCCAGAGCGGCGAGGCGACCAUCAUCUCUGAGCUGGUGACGGACCAGGAGGCGCUGAGGGCCGUCCAGAUGUUCCUGGAUGAGGAGCGGGUUCUGGUGGAGAUGGCGUGUGGAGCAGCGCUGGCUGCCAUCUACAGCGGUCUGAUCCCCAGACUGCAGGCCCAAGGCAGGCGGCCGCCGCAUUUAUUAUUAUUGUUG